GAGAGAGAGAGAGAGAGAGAGAGAGAGAUGAGACAUCACAAAUGCUGCAACAAACAAAAUGUAAAGAGAGGGCUCUGGUCACCAGAGGAGGAUGAGAAACUAAUCAACUACAUAUCCACCUAUGGCCAUGGAUGCUGGAGCUCAGUCCCUAGACUUGCUGGUCUGCAAAGAUGUGGAAAGAGCUGCAGAUUAAGAUGGAUAAAUUAUCUAAGGCCCGACUUAAAACAUGGGAGCUUCUCUUCCCAAGAAGCAGCUCUCAUCAUUGAACUCCGUAGCAUUCUUGGCAACAGAUGGGCUCAAAUAGCUAAACAUUUACCGGGAAGAACUGACAACGAGGUGAAGAAUUUUUGGAAUUCAAGCAUAAAAAAGAAGCUCAUAUCUCAUCACAAUCACCAUGUUCAUGGCCUCUCUGAUCAUCAUCAUCUAGCAGCCACCACAUUUCCUUAUCACCCAAACCCAAAUGUCCCUUUUGAAUGUUUCCACACGCUCAAUCCAAACCCUAAUUUCAUCCCAUCUCCACAGCCAGAACACUACAUGCACAUCCCCAACCCAUUCACAUCAGUCAUAGCACAAGGUCUUGAUAGUCCUAGUUUCCUUCCCCUAGACCCACCUUCAUUUGAUCACUCCUUAUUGUCCUUAGACUAUAACCACCCUCCACAAAUUGAUCACCAAAAUUUUCUUAGACAAGAGGAGUGCAUGAUCAGCUAUACCGCCGCUCCAUGUUAUAAAGUUACAAACCCGAAGACGAUAGUACUAGUACUACCGCCGUAUGAUGAUCCAACUGGACUUGUGGGGCCUUCCAUGCCAAAACUCUGUGAGAUGAUCAGCUGUGCUAUGCCAUCUUCAUCAACUGCUUCACAUGAUCAAGUUGACUCUAUUGUUGCAACAAGUCUUGAUACAUUUUUCCCAUCUGAUCUUUUGAACUCAUGUGAUCCCCAUGUGCCAACCAAUUAAAUGGAAAUCAUUGAUGCUAUCA
Rhododendron vialii is the source of this 976-nucleotide messenger RNA. RefSeq names its product transcription factor MYB26-like. The coding region runs from base 28 to 954 and encodes 308 amino acids. The transcript has 3 exons. Lineage: Eukaryota; Viridiplantae; Streptophyta; Magnoliopsida; Ericales; Ericaceae. The record is from RefSeq and is a predicted model, not a curated record.